AUGUCGGACGUCGAAGACGAGUAUGAAGACGAGGAGGAGAUCGAGGAGGACGAGCCCGUCGCCGACGAGAACCAAGAGCCAGAGGUGAGCGUUUUUUCCAGUUCCGUUUCCGUCAACUUUAUCGCCACGUCAUAAAAUUUAAAGCAAAUUAACUUUCAAAACUUUACCUGCUCUAUCCUUUGCGUUUUCACGUUUUCACUUCCCUUUCACACUUUCUCUCGCCCAUUCCAUUACGCAAAAAUAACUGGUCCCAGUUUCUUUUUCCGAACAACUUCUUGUUCCUCCCUUUCCACAAACAAUUCCCAUCGACUUCUGGCGUCGAUGGCAUUGUUGUAAAGCGGGGGAGCCCCUGAACUGCUCCUGAAACUCUUCGCUUCGCACGCUCUUUCACCGCAUUACACAACCCAUCUUCGCCCGUUUCUUGCCAUUGCGAUUGUCGUUUGACAAUUGAUGAUAAUAAUAGUAAGAUAGACGGGCGAAUUGAACUUAAAUUCAUCGUGAAUCGAACGCUCGUAAACAAUAAAUUCGGUCCUGCAGGCUGCUGAUGAGUCCGAAGAGGCUCCGGCUCCGGCCGCCGUCGCCUCGCCGAAGGCCGCUGCUCCACCAGCGUCGAUCAAGAGCCCGACGCCGGGCAGACAGGUCAACUUCACGCCGAGCAUUCCACAGAGUGUUCUGAGAAAGUGAGUGGAAACAGGAAAGGCAGGAGAACAUGAAAGCACUUUCAGGCAACAGAACUACUCCGCCGGAAAGCCUUCGACUAUUCACACUAAGGAAAAGUUGAUGAGAUCGGAGGGAAUCAUCCCAAUCCAGGCCGGAUCCAACAAGUAUGCUUCCCAGAAGGGAAUGACCGGAUUCGGAGUUCCCCGUGACGUCAUUGACAAGGUUAAGUCAGAGAACUUGGCCGAGAUCACCGACGAAAAGAAGAUCGCCAACCUGAAGGGAUCCACCUGGCUUCAGUCCGGAACCAACAAGUUUGCCUCCCAAAAGGGACAGACCGGUAAGUCCAAAUGGUUCAUGAAAUGUCUUUUGAACUUGAUGUCGUUCAGGAUUCGGAGCUGUUCGUGACGUCAACUACAAGACGAAGGGAACAGGAGGAGCCAGCGAAGUUCCAGAAGAGAAGGCUCGUGCUUCCGAUGGUAUCGUCCCACUUCAAUCGGGAACCAACAAGCUCGCCUCUCAAGCUGGAAUGACCGGAAUCGGAAUGCCACGUAUUGUUGAUGGUGAGUUCUUUCUCGGCAGAUUCCACAACUGAUUGCAAUCGCUUUUCAGUCAGAAGGACCGUCGACCAGGUCAUGGACUCGCAAGGAUUCAUUCACCUUCAGAUGGGAACCAACAAGUUUGCCAACCAAGCUGGAAUGACUGGAUUCGGAAUGCCACGUCACAACAUCACCAAGUACGUCUUUCCAACUUCAACUUGUUGACCAACUUCUUGUGUUUAGGUACAAGGACGAGGUCCGCGGAGACAUGCCACACGACGAGGGAACCCUUUCGAGACAGACUUCCGGAUGGAAGGAGGGAGCCUCGCAAGCCGGAAUGACCGGAUUCGGAGCCUUCCGUAACAACACCGUCGCCUUCAUGCAGGCCCAGGACCAGCGAUCACAGGGAAUGAUCCCAUACCAGAUGGGAGUCAACUUCCUCGAAUCGCAAGCCGGAAAGACUGGAUUCGGACAGCCGAGACAGGUGUACACCCCAUUCACCGACGAUUCGCACGAGGACCUGCCCGCCGACAUUGCCCGCCGACCGGACGUUCCGUUCUGGACCGGACAGAAGGAGGCCGAGCACGCUAAUCAGGUAGGAUUCCACGUGUUGAGCCGCCCCUCACUUGAAAUGUGCCUUUCAGACCGGUAUGACCGCCUUCGGAACUCCACGUGACGUCCGCGGAGAGUACGUCCGUCGUAUGUGGUAA
Molecule: messenger RNA, 1906 nt
Organism: Caenorhabditis sp. 36 PRJEB53466
Lineage: Eukaryota; Metazoa; Nematoda; Chromadorea; Rhabditida; Rhabditidae
Source: the annotation of a GenBank genome assembly